Parnassius apollo (apollo) is the source of this 1764-nucleotide messenger RNA. Lineage: Eukaryota; Metazoa; Arthropoda; Insecta; Lepidoptera; Papilionidae. The record is from the annotation of a GenBank genome assembly.
AUGGAUACUUCUAAAAAUGAACAGAAUGGUAGCAAAUAUGAAUGUUUUGAUAAUAGUUUGCAACUUUACAUGCAAUCCGUACAAAGUUCAUCAAACUUAACAUCGAUUAACAUCCUUAACGAUUUAUGGCAAACAAAAAAAGAUAUUUUCAACAGGGAGUCUCAGCUUAAAAUUUUAAAUACAGCGAAAGCUCUCACCAAAAAUUCCAAUACUCUAAACAUUAAAACAUGGAAAAGUUCAUUGAGUAAAAUAAAUGACCCUGUUUCUCUGGUUGAGAAAUCAAUGACAUUGUGCAAGAAGUGUUCUAUGGCAAACAACUAUAAUGGCUACAAAAAGUUUAUUGCCAAUAAAUGCAAUUGUGAUACAUGUCUUUUUAAAAUCAGUAGCAACAAGAGAGAGUCAAGCAUUGAUAGUAAAUCUACAGUUAACAAUACAUACAGCAAUAGUUCCAGCCAAGAUAAGUUUGUUGCAGAACAGAAAGGUCUUUUCAAGCCAAAAUCUAAAUUAAAACAGUUUCCCAGAAUAUCAGUACAACCACAAAUGAGUGUUUUUUUAAAUAACAUAGAAACAAACUCAAGAAGUGAUGUAAAUACAAAUUAUAAAUUUGAAUUUGGUACAAACUUAGACAGAGAAAAUAUAUCUCAUCAAACCAAUUUAGAUAGAGAAGAGGAAGAAAAUAAGGCUCAUAAAAGCAAUGUGGCCAAAAUUACCUUCAAGACAGCGAAAGAAGCACUCUUGGCUUCUAAUCCUGCUGCCAAAAGAACUUUAGGUGCAUCGAGGAAAGCUCAGGGGAAAUUCAUUCCACCAAUGCUUGGUGCUCAGGAAAAACAAGAAAGAAGUGAAACUAUUGUAACUGAUGAUCGACUUAAACAUAUUGAUGCGAAAAUGAUAGAAUUAAUUGAAAGUGAAAUUAUAGAUAAGGGAACUCCAGUAGGCUGGGAUGACAUAGCUGGCCUGCAGAUGGCGAAAUCCGUGAUCCAGGAAGCGGUGGUUUGGCCAUUGCUUCGUCCCGAUAUAUUUACUGGUCUAAGACGUCCACCUAAGGGCAUUUUACUUUUUGGACCACCGGGCACAGGAAAGACUCUAAUUGGCAAGUGCGUGGCGGCGCAGUGUCGCGCUACGUUCUUCAGCAUCUCUGCGUCGUCGUUGACGUCCAAGUGGCUCGGCGACGGUGAGAAGAUGGUGCGCGCGCUGUUCGCAGUCGCCCGGUGCCACCAGCCGGCAGUUAUAUUCAUAGAUGAGAUCGAUUCGUUGCUAACGCAGCGAAGUGACAGUGAACACGAAGCCACGAGGAGAAUCAAGACUGAGUUUCUGGUACAGUUUGAUGGAGCGGCAACUGGUGAAGAAGAUCGACUUCUGAUAGUAGGUGCAACCAACCGACCACAAGAGCUAGACGAGGCGGCCCGUCGUCGACUGGUGAAACGGCUCUACAUACCUUUGCCAGAUUUACAUGCCCGUCAGCAAAUAAUAAGCAAUCUGCUAAAGGACGAAAAUAACGACCUCACAUGUGAGCAAGUUGUUGAGAUUGCUGCUCUUACCGAGGGUUACUCGGGUGCAGACAUGAAGUCACUUUGUUCCGAAGCUGCUAUGGGACCCAUAAGGUCUGUGCCACUAUCUCAAAUCAUCAACAUCGAUAGAGAUAAGGUUCGUCCAGUAAACAGUGAAGAUUUUAUAAAUGCUCUGCAGCGAGUACGACCCAGCGUGUCGCAAGACGAUCUCGGGCAAUAUGUCAAAUGGAACAGCACUUAUGGCCAGGGUUUCUAA